CAGUGAGGAAACAUCACUUUUGUGAUUAUUUCUCCCCUUCAGGCUAGAAUCUGCAAGUCUUUGAUGAAGCGUACAGCUUGUCAUUUUAGUUGCUGUUAAGUCCGGAAUUCUUCUUCUGCUUGGUCCAUAAUGGAUUCAAUAGUGAAAAGUGAGGUCAUACUCUCAGUUUAUAUCAUUUCAUUCCUGAUCGGCUUCCCCUGCAAUCUCAUCGCUCUCUAUGCGUUUAGUGUCAAGAUCCGCUCAAAGCCAGUUCCCACAGACAUCCUGCUGCUCAAUCUGACCGUCUCUGACCUGCUCUUCUUGAUCAUCCUUCCUCUCAAGAUGCAUGAGGCAGCCUCUGGUAUGGAAUGGAAUCUGCCAAACUUCAUGUGCUCCAUCACCUCCUUCACCUUUUUCUCCACAGUCUACACCAGUUCCUUGCUGCUGAUGGCAGUCAGUGUGGUCCGCUACAUAGGAGCAGCAUUCCCUGUCACCUAUCUUCAGCUGCAUAAACCUGUGUAUGCAGCUGUUAUUAGUGCUGUUAUUUGGCUGAUCUCAACAGCACACUGCAGCAUCACUUUCAUCAUCCAGCACCACCCAUCUCUGGCCAGCAACAACUCCAGUGUGUGCUAUGAACACUUUACAAAAAAGCAGUUGGAGGUCCUCCUCCCAGUACGUUUGGAGUUUUUCUUCGUACUCUGCCUCAUACCUCUUCUAAUUUGUGUUUACUGCUACUUGCGCUGCAUCUUGAUUCUGUACAGCCGCCCCAGGAUAUCCCAAAUGCAGAAACAGAAGGCCAUUGGCAUGGCCUCAGGCACUCUUGCUGUGUUCCUCAUUUGUGUUCUGCCAUACAAUUUAUCUCAUAUAGUGGGUUAUUUCCAGGGACAGAGCCCAGAGUGGAGAUACUACACACUGCUGCUCAGCUGUUUCAACACUUGUAUUGAUCCGAUCAUCUUCUACUUUUCGUCCUCCAUCUUCCGCUUCACAAGUGAAAAGUUCAUUUUUAGGAAUUUUUUCAGGAAUUUUAGGCACACUCCUCCAGGGCUGCAAGGGCAGGGCAACAGCUCUAGCUAAGACUAAUAAUUAUUUUCAAUAGAAAUGGUACAUAUUCAGCUUAUUUACAAUUAUUUUACUGCAAAUUACAGACAUGGGAUCAGAUAUGUAAUCGUAUAUUUAACAAUUUAUUUACAGAGAACUGUCUGAGACCAUUAACACAUCUUACCGCAAAGUAUCUGAGUCCUCUGUUCAGAAUGACUGUCAACCCACACAAACUAUUUUUGUCUAUUUAAAGAACAAAACAAAACAACAAAAUGUGUAGAGUAAA
Molecule: messenger RNA, 1303 nt
Organism: Archocentrus centrarchus (flier cichlid)
Lineage: Eukaryota; Metazoa; Chordata; Actinopteri; Cichliformes; Cichlidae
Product: free fatty acid receptor 2-like
Exons: 3
Coding region: 130-1053 (307 amino acids)
Biological process (GO): cellular response to fatty acid; G protein-coupled receptor signaling pathway
Cellular component (GO): plasma membrane
Molecular function (GO): G protein-coupled receptor activity
Source: RefSeq, a predicted model, not a curated record